Messenger RNA from Parastagonospora nodorum SN15, 195 nucleotides. RefSeq lists its product as hypothetical. The record is from RefSeq and is a predicted model, not a curated record. The coding region runs from base 1 to 195 and encodes 64 amino acids. The transcript is spliced from 2 exons. NCBI's taxonomy places the organism in Eukaryota, Fungi, Ascomycota, Dothideomycetes, Pleosporales, Phaeosphaeriaceae.
AUGACUGCACAAGCACGGGAUUCGAAAGCGCAUUACUCCCUACCGUUUGAUCGGAUGAUUUCCACUUCCGCGUCAAGCUUCAUCGACGCGAGGAUAAGCCUUCGCCUCACCAGCCAAGCAUCCUCGCAAAACGCUGCUGCCUACGGUGCUGGCAACGCAAUAUCGGACGAACAUGGGAGGCGCAUUGGACGAUAG